UCAGCAUGGGCAAGUUGGGCCCGUUUCUCUGCUGCGUGGCUAUAUUUCAUCAAAUAUUGUGAGAGGGAAAUGUCAUAGUUGUCAUUGAAAUGGAGAUGUCCUGCUGUUACACCAACACUUUGUGUUUUACUCGAGAUAUCAUGUCUGUAGAAUUUUAAACGAUGCUGUCUUCGUCGUUCAAGUUGCAAUGGCAGAAUUUACGGAACCGAAACCCAACCAAGAUGCAAACUCCAAAUCGAUUUUCUCGGAAAUUCAAAACUGAAAGUAAGAUUUGGACGUGGAGUGAUAAAAACGAAAGUAACACCCGAUGCAGCAGAGCAGAGCGGAGCAUCGGCGGUGGGAGACUGGUCUCCGGGACACGGCGGAGGCUGCGACGUCCUCCUGCAACCCUACGCCCGCAGGGGCCGGAGCCCAGGCCCGGCUGCCCCGGGACAGUCCCAGGAAUGGCACAAGCUCAUGAAAAGGCUGAAGUCCCAAAUUUAUUAACAUCAGAGAAUGUUAAUCUGGAGGUGUCGUCCACCAUUCAGCCAGCCGGUGAGAAUGAAGCGUCUUUACAGGAAGCAGAGAAUGCUUGUGAAAUGCAGUGUGACCAAAAUCCAGUCCUGUCACCCAAAAGAGCAAAUGAACAUGAAACUCACAAACCGCAGCGGAAGCAGAGAAAAAAACGGAAUAAACGGAGUCUAACUGAAACAUGUGAAGUGACUACCUCAGCUUCUCAUCUUGAGCAGAUUCCUUCAGAGAGUGAACACAAGGACACUGAAACAACACACAGUAAAAUUGAUAAUAAAACCACUGAUUAUUCUGCUGACACUGAAGAUGUGGCCAAUUUUCAAAAGUCUACCAGUGGAAAUGAUAAUCUAGAAGAUGCUGUAGGUGAUGACCAUCCCCCCAAGUCAACGCUAAAGAAUCAAAUGCCAGAUAGUUACAGUUCAGUCAAAGAAGAGCCAAAUUCAGGCUUGGAAUCAUCCAAAAGUGGCAUUAUACCCAGUGAGAACAAAGAUCAAGAUGCUAGAGCUACUGUAGAGAAGCCAGCACCUCACCCACAGAAGAAAAAUUCAACUGAUUCAAAGGAGGGUAUAAUUUUAACACUGGAAAAACAAAAGGAGAACAAUGGUAAUGUUGAAUCAGCAAAGGAAGUCCAUGGAGGCAAAUCAGAAGCUGCAAAAGAUAAUGCUGGAAGUGACCUUGAGUGUACAGGAGCCAGCAAAGAAAAGAUUUGCAAUCAACAGAACUCAAAGAAGGAAGAGAGCAUUCCACUUACUAAGGGUGAAGAUUCAGUUACUGAUAAUAAAAAGAAACGGCUUCAACAGAGUGAGAAAAAAAUACCGGAACAGGAAUACAAGACUGUGGAAGAAAAACAUAUUGAUAAACCAUCGGAAAGCCCAAAGCAGGAAAGUAACAAGGAAUUGUCAAUGACAACAAUAAGCAAUAGUGCUGAUGCAGAUAAAACAUCAUUAAGCAGGAAGGAAAAAAAACAGCAAAGAAAACAUUCAAAGGAAAAUACUUCUGGCUUAAGUUACACAAAUUUAAAACCUGAAGAAACGGUUUCCAUUUACUUCCAUGCAAUACUGUCAAAGGAUUUUAAAUUCAAUCCAUAUAAAGAUAAAGUAGUUAUAAGAUCAGGAGGUCUUGCUGAUAAAUGGGCUACAAACUUAUUGGAAAUGAAUGUAUCUAAGGAUUUAGGAGAACAUGGAUACUUCAUUGAAGGGUGCCAUUCUGUUCAUAAAGACAAGAUUGAAAAACAACAUCCUUAUAAGUACGUAGUCCUACGUGACAAUAAAAUAGACUACGAAUUUAUUUAUAAGUCUGACUCGCCAAAAGAUUGGAUCACAAAUCGCUGCUUAAUUAUAAAACAACAUUUGCUUUAUGAAAGAGAGUGGCAUCAGUACGAUGAUAUUAUCUGCGCACCACACGAUAAACGUUGGGCAGAUAAAUUACUUGAUUUCAUCAAAAGUGGAAAAAAUGAUAUAAAAAGAGGAAAACAACUAGCAGGUGAAAUCAUGGUGGAUUCGAUAUUUGAUAUUCUUACAACCUGGAAUGAAAAGAAUUUGAAGAAUUGCCUGCAACAGCUACGGCAAUUCUAUGAAGUAUAUAAAAAUCCUAUGGUUUUUGAAGGAAGGCCAGUUACUUGGUCUUCUCUUUCCUUUGGGAUGAAAGACGUUCAGGAUAUUCUGAAAAAUGCUUUAAAGAAAAUGGCUAGACGUCCAAAUAAUCAAGUUUCAGAAACCAAGACGCAUGAUGUGCAAAGCCGCCUACGAACUGGUAUUCUAAUAUUGGUCCUGUCUGAAGAAUAUGGUCUUGAAUGGUCAAAUUCUGAACUGGCUGAAGUUUGUGAUUUUUUUAGUGUACAACAAUUAUCAGCAAAUAACAUCACCGUGGAAUUCAAGACUCUCAAAGAAAGUUUCUAUUUUGAACAAAGGAUUACAACAAUACUAAAGCAGAUGAUGGUUAGAUGUAUCGAAAACAGAAUAAUAGGAUGGGUGCAAGUCAUUCCGGUUCUGCAUUUAUUUGGUUUUUCAUCCAAUAUAGCGAGCCCAAUUUUUUUGGAUUAUUGUCAGACUGAAGACAGCUGGGCUGGACUUGAUGGGCUUCCUUUUAUUACUUUUAGGCAAAAAAUUUAUGACACAGUCCAAAGGGAGCUACUUGAACUCAUGAGCAAAAGUAAGCAUUUAAUGGAAGUAGAUCGACUUUUAGCUCGUUCUUGGUUUACCUUAUUGCCAUCAAAAGCUUUGCCAGAUUACUUGAUGAUGGUUACACCUAAUCUGCUCGAUGUUCUGCAAGGAAUCAUUCAGAGAUGGAAGACUGGAUCUAUUUCAAUGGAGAGUUUGAAUCGUGUUUUGAAACUUGCAGAAGAAACUGUGUGCAGUCAGCAGAACAGGGAUCUAUGUGAUGAACGUUUAGAAGCAUGUGUGAAAGCCAGCUUGAAAAUCCACGAAAUCAUAUGUAAAUCAAUGAAAAAGGUGGACUUUACAGAAACUAUUGCCACUUCGGUUGUGCUAAUUAGCAAAAUUGCUAAAUUAAAAAAAUCUUCAUCAAAGGUUGCUGGUGAGCACUCUCAACGUGAGGAAGAUCCAGGAAUGCCAUGCGUUGAAUUAACAAUGACUUUAACAACUACGAGAGAAUGGCUAAAGGCUGUCCUCAGUUCAAAAUCACUACUUAACCGAGCUACUUUUUUCAAUCAAGAUGAAUUUCAUGUAUGGAUUACCCUUACAACCUUAGACCUUGGAAAUACAGAAUGGACUUCUUUUUGGAUUAAAGGACUCUUGAGUGAGCUAGAAGGGCGAAUGAAGAAGGAAAAACCAAUCCAACAGAUAGAAAUCUACUGCAAAAAGAUUGAGGAGAUACGAAAUUUGCAGCCUUUGAUUGCAGAGUGCUUUGAGAAGUGCGCACUUGAUGCUGUUUAUAUUAUAUGUCAGGACAAGUCUGAAGCUCAACUUUUAGAAAGAUUGUGGAAUUAUAAUUUGACCAAAUUUGGGAAAUUGGUGUCAACAAUAAUUGAAAAUUCAUGGGAAAAAGACUACAGUGGAAUGUUUUUGGAUGAUCCUGAUUCAGUUCUCUGGCAUUUACUUAACUGGUCAGCAGCAAAGACAAUUUUUCAGUUACUUGGAAUAGAUAACAAAGUCACUGAACAGCUCUCAAAUAAAGCUAAAGAUUUGAUGGCACUGGCGGUUCAAAUAUUCCAACAUGUGAUGAGGGACCUUUUGGAUGGCUCUAUCAAAAUAAAACAUUUAGAGUGGAUCUUAAAGAAGAAGGACAACUUUAUGGCUUUGCAUAAGACAAAGCAAGGUGAAUCAUUCAAAGAAAUAAAUCUACGUCAGGUAUUGACUUGGCGACAAAAGGAAUUGAAUAGAUUCUUUGAAGAACGUAAUUGGGUGGAUAGUUUCUUGAAAAUGUGCCAUAAAAUUGAUGAACAUGUGAAAGUGGCAAUCGAUGAUCUUAAAAAUUUGUUUGAUCAUGAUGUUCGGGAAAUGAAGCUGAAUGAAGUUGUGACGAUAGAGCAGAUUGGUGCUCAGUAUAUUGUACCAUGCAUCCCUAUGGUUAGUUAUUUCUCCUUAAGUGAAGAGAUAAAACAAAUGGCAAGUGCCAUUGACCGCUUCAAAGACAGCUACAUUUUACAAAUGUGCUGGGAAAAAGAGGCACACCAUAUCUAUGUUAGCAAUGAACAACAGAAUGAACCACCACUGUCUCUUGAAGAAGCUUGUACCAUGAUUUGGAAUCCAUGUUUUGGCCAGUAUAAGGACAUUUUUGUAAAAGUAAAGGAGGCCAGUCUUACUUUUGCAGAGGUUGAUAACAUAUUUAAAGACUAUCGUGAUCGAUAUGAAGAACUGAGAAGAGAUUUAAGGAUUAUGUGUAGAAUAGACGGCAAUACUAAGGAUAACUGGAUUGAAGAGCGAAUCCGACAAAUUAAGGAAUACCACCAACUACACUUGGCUGUUGAAUCUGCCCAAAUAAUUGCAAAAGUGCAGAGUGUUCUUAACCUUACUGGAAACUUCACUGUUCUGGAAACAUUACUAAAUGUGACGAAUGAAUCCUAUAGGGAUAAAAGUCUGCACUAUAUAAAUGAGCACCUUAUACAAGCCAAGAACCGUCUUGUGGAAAUAACAAAGCCUCGGAGGAAAGCUUUGAAAGAGUUUACUCAAAGAUGCCAGUUUUUGCAAUGGGUCAAAGAGGCUUUGAAAGAUGUAACUGAGUUGAAAGUGUUUGUGGACCUGGCUUCAAUCUCAGCUGGUGAAAAUGAUCUUGAUAUCGAUCGUGUGGCUUGCUUUCAUGAUGCUGUAUUGGGCUACUCAUCAUUGCUGUUUGAAAUAAAGCCACAAGCUGGAUUUGAUGACUUCAUACAUUGUGUACAGAAAUUGUGGAAUGCUUUAGAUAAUGACCCGGAUCUUACCAAGAAGCUGCAAGAUUCAGCUCGGCAUUUGGAAUGGCUGAAAACAGUAAAGGAAAGCCAUGGGUCUAUAGAACAAUCAUCACUUUCAUUGGCUUCAGCUAUAAACAGCAGUGGAAUUUAUGUAAUCGAUUCUCAAGGGAAAAACAAGCUUUGUUUAGGUUCAGCAAUCAUAUUAAAACUGCCAGAAGCUCAUGGUGACAAUGAAGAAGUACGAAGUUACACUCUUGAAGACCUAAAAGAACUGCAGAAUAAACUCAUGCUGAUGUCAGGCAAGGGAGAUCAUGGCCGGAAUGAAGUGGACAGAUUUGUAGAGGUAUUUGCCAAUGUCCAAAGACUUGCAACGUCAUUCAUCAGUCUGUUUUCUGCUGGCAACAUGCUCUUUAGGAACUGGAAAAUAGAAGUGUAUUGUUCAAGGACGUGUGAGGCUUGCUUGAUAAUAGAUUUCAAUCUAAAGGAAGUGCGUAUUAUUAAAGCUGUUGGAAAAGUCACCGAACAACUUCCCAUUCUUUGUAAAAAGAUGGAAGCCUAUCUGGAAGUAUGGAAGCAGUAUAUGGAUAAGCAAAGGUCCCGGUACUAUUAUUUAAACUUCUACACAGCUGAACAAAUUGUUUACCUCAGUACCCAAUUAUUUAAUCACAGCUGUACCAGACUAGAUGUUCUGAUGAUGUUGUCAUUCAUUAAACCCAACUGUACUGCCGGCGACCUAGAAGUAGCUCAACAGAAACUUUUUGAUGGAGAUACAAGCAUAGGACAUCGCCCAUUAGGUGACAGGAAGAGUUGUGUCCAACCUUUUAUGAUGAGACAAGUAGAUAUUCAAGACAUAGCCAUGGAAGAAACAAUGGAUUUGGUGUGGAAGCAGUAUAUGGAAAACAUGACUUAUUUUCUGUCCAACUGUCUUGAUGUCAGCACCCUUGGUAAACUUCUUGAAAAUGUUGCUGACAUGAAACAAACUGUUGCAAGGACAAUUCCACCUGGCUUUCAGACAGGUCAUCCUAACCUUGUUGUUUGUCCACAUUCUGAACUGCUUACAUCUGCUUUAUGCAUUUACAUGCACUCCAGUAAUCAGCCAUUGCCUACUUACGAUGAAGUACUUAUUUGCACAGCUGAUACCACAAAUGAACAAGUAGAGCUUUUCCUGAGACGGUGCCUGACUUCUGGCUGCACACAUUCCAAGAUCUAUUCUCUACUGUAUGCAGAUGAGCUAACAUAUGAUGUUAGUGUAAGGUUUGAAGAAUUGUUCAAAAAUCUGGAGUUGAAAAGUCAGUCAGAUCAAUAUAAAUUGGUGAUAUUGUGCAAUAGUGAGAGGGAACACUGCUACAUUCCAACAGCGUUGAGUCGACACAAGGUGCACAUGAUUCCGCAACAACCUUUAAAGGAAAUCCAGAGUUAUCUCGAAAAUCAUUACAGAGUUUCAACUAAUUCAUCAGCGGCUACUGUCUUUAGAGAUGGAAUGUUUGUGAGGAUCAUAUCUUCAAACAGAGCUGGUGUUGGAAAAUCACUUUAUGUGAAGAGAUUACAUGAAAAAUUAAAGAAACAAGCUGGAAAGGAUAACUUGUUGAAAACAAUCCAUCUCUUAGAACCACAGGUUGAUGAAAAUAAAGUUCUCCAAGCUCUCUUUUCAUGUAUAAAAUCAUCAAAUAAAAACCAGCCUUUGAUAUUUCACUUUGAUAUCGCAUCUACUGUACAGAAAGGAUUAUGUGAAUUUCUUUUCAAACUAUUUAUCCUACAAUAUUUAAUGGGCACCGAUGAAAAGAUGUGGAAGUGCAGUCAAAGACAUUUGUACGUUGUGGAAAUGCUUAAGGGAUCUGGAUUUCUUCCCAGGAUGCGAGCAAGACAUAGUGCACAGGUGGCAAGUUACAAUUUUCUAGAUGUCUUCCCAAAAGUGUACUGUAGACCACCAAAAGAAGUACUUGAAGAAGAAGUACGAAAGUCCGAAACGCAGUCGUGGAAUGGGAAUGAUAUUGAUCCUCUCAUGGAUGAGAAAGAAUUUCGAAGUGAAUCAUUUCAAAGACCUUAUCAGUAUCUCAGAAAAUUUAAAAACAGACAGACCUUGGAUACCUUUAUUUACCAAGGAACUGUUGAAGGCAACCAUGUUGAAUGCUUACAGUUGUUUCUAAUCUAUUCUGGGGUAAUGGAUCCUUCCUGGUCUGAGUUACGGAAUUUUGCCUGGUUUCUUAACCUGCAGUUGAAGGACUGUGAAACGUCUGUGUUUUGUAACUUUGAUUUCAUCCAAGAUACUCUACAAGGCUUUAAAGAUUUUGUUGUCAACUUCAUGAUUUUGAUGGCAAAAGAUUUUGCAACACCAUCCCUUAACAUCUCAGACCAGAGCCCAGGAAUUCCAGUUUCAAACUUAAAUGGUGCUUCAGAAGAAGACAUUGCACCAUUUCUUUUGAGAAAAAAGUGGGAAUCCGAGCCACAUCCUUACAUUUUCUUUAAUGAUGAUCACAUAUCUAUGACUUUCAUUGGUUUUCAUCUCCAACAAAAUGGGCAAGGUGGCAUUGAUGCUGUUGACCCAUCAAAUGGCAAUAUUAUUAAACCAAAUGUAAUGACCCGUCAGCUAUAUCAAGGUUUGCUGCUACAAAAAGUCCCGUUCAACAUUAAUUUUGAUGAGCUUCCACGGAGUGAAAAGAUUGAGAGGCUUUGCAUGGUACUGGGCAUUGAGUGGCCAAUCGAUCCCGAUGAAACCUACGAGUUGACCACAGACAAUAUUUUAAAAAUUCUUGCCAUUCACAUGAGAUUCAGGUGUGACAUUCCUGUGAUCAUUAUGGGAGAGACUGGGUGUGGUAAAACAAGGCUGAUCAAAUUCUUGUGUGAGUUACGGAAAAUUGGUGCUGACACAGAGAACAUGAAGCUAGUGAAAGUGCAUGGUGGAACAACUGCAGAUGUAAUCUACGCAAAAAUUAAAGAAGCAGAAGCCCUUGCAAUAUACAAUAAGCAGGAGUUUAAUUUAGACACCAUCCUCUUUUUUGAUGAAGCCAAUACAAGUGAAGCUGUUAGCUGCAUUAAGGAAGUUGUUUGUGACCAUAUGAUUGAAGGCGUUCCUUUAAGUCCCAAUACAGGCUUGCAGAUAAUUGCAGCAUGCAAUCCUUACAGAAAACACACAGAUGAAAUGGUAAAGCGUUUGGAGUCAGCUGGGUUAGGCUACCGUGUCCGAGCAGAUGAAACUGAAGAUAAAUUGGGAUGCAUUCCUUUGAGGCAACUUGUCUAUCGUGUGCAAGCUUUGCCUCCUAGUAUGAUACCAUUAGUGUGGGAUUUCGGGCAACUUGAUGAUCUCACUGAGAAGAUGUACAUCCAGCAAAUUGUCCAAAGGUUGACUCAGUCCAUUUCAGUUUCCUCUCUCAAUAUUAAAUGCAUGGUGGAUACUUUGUCAGCUUCACAAAAUUUCAUGAGAUGUCAGCAAGACGAGUGCAGUUUUGUAAGUCUUCGAGAUGUGGAGAGAUGUAUGAAAGUGUUUGUUUGGUUUUACAACAAUCGCAACAUGCUAUUGGACAAUUUGGAACAAUUUCUACAAGAUGUUGGCAAUAAGGAGGUAUCCAUUCCAUCAAGUGAUGACAACUGGCCUUUUGUGUUGGCACUUGGAGUUUGUUAUCAUGCAUGUUUGGAAAAGAAGGAUGUUUAUCGUAGGGCUAUCUGCCAUCAUCUGCCUUCACCAUAUGAUGAUCCUUCCAAAUUUUCACAGCAACUUGAGCUCUUCCAAGAUCUUUUACUAAGUGGUGCACCCCUGCGAGAAACAAUUGCCAGGAACUCUGCAUUAAAGGAGAACGUUUUCAUGAUGGUCAUUUGCAUUGAACUUAAAAUCCCUCUUUUCUUGGUUGGAAAGCCUGGCAGCUCCAAAUCUCUUGCAAAAACAAUUGUAGCAGAUGCUAUGCAGGGCAAAUCAGCACAUUCUGAAUUAUAUAAAAAACUAAAGCAGAUCCAUUUAGUGUCUUUCCAGUGUAGUCCUCAUUCCACCUCUGAAGGAAUAAUUAAUACAUUUAAGCAGUGUGCACGCUUCCAAGAAGGGAAGAACCUAGAUGAAUAUGUUUCUGUUGUGGUCUUGGAUGAAAUUGGUCUUGCAGAAGAUUCACCAAAAAUGCCACUAAAAGCUCUUCAUCCACUCUUAGAAGAUGGAUGCAUUGACGAUGACCCUGUUAAACAUAAAAAAGUAGGUUUCAUUGGAAUAUCCAACUGGGCUCUAGAUCCUGCUAAAAUGAACAGAGGGAUUUUUGUAUCGCGAGGGGAUCCUGACAAAGAAGAAUUGAUUGAAAGUGCCAAAGGAAUCAGUUCUUCUGAUCGUAUGAUACAAAAAAAAGUGAAAGGGUCAUUUGUGAACUUUGCAAACGCUUAUCUAAAAAUUUGUAAACAACAAGCUAAAGAGUUUUUUGGACUACGUGACUAUUAUAGUUUAAUAAAAAUGGUCUUUUCACUAUCGAAAACCUCCAAAUCAGAACCAACCCCAGAGCAGUUAGCCAAGAUUGUGCUGCGUAACUUUAGUGGAAGCGAUGAUGUUAAUGUUAUGGAUGUUUUCAAGCCUGUACUUGGGAAUAUUUCUCAUGACAGCAUCAACACGUUGGAUCUGAUCAAAUGCAACAUAUAUGCUGCAGAUUCUGAUGAUAUGGAGUGUCGGUACCUUCUUAUUCUUACCAAAAAUUUUGCAGCUCUUCAAAUUCUUCAGCAAAUGUUUUUUGCCAAUCAACAUCAGCCUGAGAUAAUCUUUGGGUCUAGUUUUCCAAAAGAUCAAGAUUAUACUCAGAUUUGCAGAAACAUCAACCGUGUUAAGAUUUGCAUGGAAACUGGGCAAAUGGUAGUUCUGUUAAAUCUGCAGAAUCUUUAUGAAAGUCUUUACGAUGCAUUGAAUCAAUAUUACGUGUACCUUGGAGGACAGAAAUAUGUGGAUUUAGGAUUGGGGACUCACAGAGUCAAAUGCAGAGUCCAUCCAAAGUUCAGACUGAUAGUUAUAGAGGAGAAGGAAGUAGUCUACAGAGAGUUUCCAAUUCCACUGAUCAAUAGACUUGAGAAGCAUUAUCUUGAUAUUAACACAGUCCUUGACAGAGAGCAAAGAAGUACUGCAAACUGCAUGGAAAAGUGGGUGCAGAGGUUCACAGCAGCCAGAUCCCAAAAUGUUUCAACCCAUGGCAGGGAACAGAAAUAUGGUCCAUCUGAUGUGUUUGUUGGCUAUCACUCUGACACAUGUGCAGCUGUUGUUUUAAAAAUAACACAAAGCUUGAAGCAGACUCAAAGAUCUUGGGAAGAUGUUCUCAAUGAAGCACAAUGGGUGCUACUGAAUUGUGCCACCCCAGAUUCCGUGGUUCGUUUAACUAAUUCUAAACUUCCUGCACACGAGGCUGAUGUGGUUGUGCAGAAAUACUUUGAAGAACAACAUCACGAUUCUCUUGCCGAUUUCAUCCAUUCUCAUAUCAAAUCUGGAGUUCAGACCUGCGCAGUUUUCACCGAGGUUACAACAUAUUCACGGCUUCUAACUGCUUCUGACAUUGAAUUCUUGCAAAGAGAAAUAAGUGGCAGUGUUCAGAAUAUCUUCCUUUGCUCACUACAGCAGUUUGAAACGGAGCAUUCAUUUCUGAAGAAAAUAAGGCACUGCAUCUAUUCUAGCCAGGGAAACACAAUCUUGCUUAUACAAACGGAUUUUGAAAACAGUUUACAGAGUGCUAAUUUGGUUGCUUCUGCCAAGUAUUCCACUUUAAAUGAAAUCAACAAAAGCAAAAGUGACAAUCGAACAGUCUACAUUUAUUUUCUCACUAAAUUGCCAAGAAUAGAAGGUGGAUCAGCAUACAUAGGAUUUCAUGGAGACCCAUGGCAGUCAGUUCAUAUUGAUGACCUUCGGAAAUCGAAAGACAUGUUUACAGAUCUGACAGCUUUCAAAGGGAUUACUAUUAGCCAGCUUUUCGGCAGAGACCCAGGGGAGCCUGAACCAAUAUCUGUUUGUAUUUCAGCCAUGAUUGUUGAUCAGGAGGAAGAGAUUCUUGAUAAAACAAAGAUACUGGAUACAACUUCCCUCAUAAGGAAUUGUGUGCAGUCUGCUGUUAGCAUGCUGAGAGAUCUUCAUCGGAGUUCAAGUCGCAGCACCACACGAGUUGAAAUCCUGCUUUCUCUGUUAAGAGAAGAUGUUGAAUUCAAAGCUUCAUUCCUGGCAUUGAUGAAGCAAAGGUUGCACUCCCUUCUGGUGAAACGUGAUGAGGAGUCUUUCAGUGCAACUGAGUGGAUGCUACGGGAAGCCUCAAAUGUUGAAGCCCUUCAGGAAGGUGGCACUUUCAGACACACACUUUGGAAGCGAAUUCAAACAGUAGUAACACCUCUUCUGGCACAGAUAAUCUCUGUUAUAGACCGAGACUGUAACUUAAAUUUGUUACGUGAUGAUACUCCUUUAUUUGUACGAAAUCUAUGGAUGAACAUUUUUAAUGACGCAAAUCUCUUGGAGCUUCCUUACAACAGAACUAUCUUCAGUUUGGAAUCUGAAAUUGUUGUCCACAAUUAUAUGAAGAUGGACGUACUAAAUAUUGGCAAUGAGCUUCCUUUCAGUUGGAGAAUAAAGGAGUUUCUGGAUGAGCUAUGGAUUCAAGCCCAAUACAUGGAAGGACAAGUUGAACCAAAGCUGAAUGAAAUAUUUAACAAAACUGGAUUUGGAAAGUACUUUUCAAAUGUGAAUGAAGAAUGGAGACAGAACUUUUUCUUCAGGUACUUGGCUGAUUUCCUGCUGAUGACAAUGAAAAUCUCAACUGAAGUUGAAUUUGAGUUCCUUCAAGGAGCACUGAUCUCCUGCAUAAAUCAGCUGAAAAUAGAACAUAAUAUUGGAGACGAAAUGUCUUUGCUUUGGGUGCACGUUGCAUAUCAACAUUUCAAAAACCGUCUGCAGAACUUUUCAAGAAUUAUUGUAGUGAAUCCUUCUGUUCUGACAUUGCUACAGAAGAUCAAAGAUAAAAUACAGAAGGCUGAAGACAAAGAGAUGGUCAUAGAUAUUUAUGCAGCAGCUGCCUGUGUUGAUUUGCUGGAAUUUGAACACACUAAAUUGUCAUAUCCGGCCUGGCUGCAGAUGGUGAACACUCUGCAAAUGCCCAUUGAGUUGGUCUGCACAGAAGUCUUAUCACAAUGUGAAGGAAGGAAAUCUUCCAUUAUGCAUUAUGUCCAAUCUGGGUGGCGGAGAAUAUUUUCAUUGUCACUUUUCGUGGAGCAUCUCAUUUUGGGAGUUGAUGAAAUACAUAGUAAAUUGCAGAACAUGGUUGUAAUCUACGCUGUUCGACUUGCAAAGAGUCUGAACAGUAACUCUGAUUUGAGAUUGCAAGAUCCCUUUCAGGCUGUGAUUACGAUCCUAAGGGAAUGCAAACGUGAUGCAGGAUGUCUGUUUUUCAGAUACGGUCUGCAAGAAUGUUCAGUUUGCUUUGGAGAACUCAACAAUCCUGUAUUGCUUCCAUGCGAUCAUCUUUACUGCUUAAACUGCAUUAAGCAGUGGUUCGCAUCAGGAGAUGUAUACUGCCCAUGUUGCCGCACUGCUGUGGCUAAUGAUUAUGUACCAGAGGCGUCCGAAGAAAUAAGUGAAGCUGUUUCAAAAGUAAUCCUAUUUUGCAAGAGGUGUGAUGCAUUUUUCAUAGCUUUGGUUUCCAUGGUCUGCUUCAAAGAUAACUCACCACCAACAAAAGAAGUGGUUCACGAUCUACUGUCUCUGCUACUUUUUCUAAAAAAGGCAGAUCCCAGCGUCUCAGACAAAGACUGUUCGUAUGCUACGAGACAUCUUUCACCAUUUGUUGAGGCCGCUGAUCAAAAUCCUGUUGUCCGUUCCAUUGUUCUUAAACUACUGUUGAAAUACAGUUUUGAUGACAUUAAAAAUUACCUGCAGGAUUAUCUAUCUGCAUUUCAAAACACAAAAAUAUUUCAAGAAAGUGAGACUGAACUCUAUGCAUUGUUUCUGAAUUGUUUGGAGGAUUCAAUUUACGAAAAAUCUCAGUGGUGUACAGUGCAAGAAAAAAUUGCAUAUCUAGCCCAAGAGGGUGAAUUCCUUCAGAUGUACAUUCAACAUAAGAGGAAACAGAUGACAAUAGAAAAGCUACAGAUAAUUGCCCGGAUUCGCCUCUGUUUUGACACUGCUGCCCAGCUACUUUGUGAAUCGUGUGACACACUUGAUCAGGAUUCAAAAUAUGCACGUGCAAAAGAAACUUUCCUACAUUGCAUUAAGAGUGUGAUUCUCAAUCGAGGAAAUGAUUGGUUCAAAAUUUAUCUUGUGCGAAAGUUGUGUAGUCUAAAUGGAAUAGAGUUCGUCCAGGAGCUCAUAAUGAAUGACCAAUUUUCAUGGAUCUUUCCCAAGGAAGUUUUACAAAGGAGAGAGAGUACUGGACAAAUUGAUCGUUACAUUGCAUGUGGCAAAAAUUAUCAAACGCUUCGUGAUGCUUUAUUCAAAUCCUUUGUUUCGAGUGAGCCUAAAAGUAUUGAAGAAGCUAAAAAGGUUUGCAAAUGCUCUUCCAAAGAGAAAGGUGCUCAUAUGACCCUCGCAAUAUUCCGGGAAUUCACUAUUCUGUACACAUCAAGCAAACCAAGCGACCAUCCAAACAAAGAUCAAUGUGACUUUAUUGCGAAGUACAUUGAGGAAGAAAAUGUUUUUCACUCUCCCAUGUGUAAGAAGUUUGCCAUCAGAUUACUCAAGAAUGACAUUCCUGGACUUGAGAUUAAUCCAGGGCUAAAUAGCCAGGAGAGGACGAUUAUCGAGAUAAUCAUUCAUGCAGCAGCUGUCAUCUUGUUCAGUGAGGAAAAUAGCAUCCUGACUCCACUCCAGCAUCUAUCUUUCCAACCUGCUCUUAUGGAGAAUACGUUCCUACCCACAAUGCCUGAAGAUAUAAGCAUUGAAGCUAGAGGAUGGACUGCUUUACAGAAUCAUACCUGGUAUCAAUGCCCAAAUGGACAUCCUUGCCUUGUAGGAGAGUGUGGUCGACCUGUGGAAGUAGCCCGUUGUCCUGAAUGCAAAGCUGUAGUUGGAGGACAUAAUCACAAUCCUGUUAGUGGAUUUACUGCAGCUGCUAUGAUGGACAAAACACAAACGGGACACAUCUUAGGUGAUCCCAGGAAAAGAGAAACAAUCGUUGCUCCUGACAGACAAAUGUCCUUGGUGUCAUUUUUACUUGUGCGUCUGAUGACACAUGUGGCUAUGUUUAUAGGAACUAUGGAGGAUGUCAAGUCAAUAGAACAAAUUAUAAAACCACAAGUUCAAAAUCCAAGGGACUUUCUCUGGCGUCAUAUCAAAAAAGACAUAGAACAGCUCAGGAAUUCACUGGCAAAGACUAUCGAUGAAACGGCAAUAGUUGUUCAUCUCUUUCUCCGCCAACUCAUUCAUCAAAAGAAGCUCCCUACAUUACCAGGAAACCUGUCCACCAAGGCACAAAGGAAAAAUUGGGAGAGCUCUAUUUCAAAAGAGGUGAUAACUCCUGCAGUGGAGAAUCUGGACAGGAAACUUGUGGAUAUUAACAGCCAGAUAAGUCAAGAUAAAAGAAGUGGUUCCGAUUUUAUUGUCAAAAUUGUGUACAGUGACCCCCAAACAUUCCUUACAUUACCUAAAGGGGAUGCCUUGCAUUGCUCUGCUAUAUGGGCUUGUAGAAAGAGAAUUUCUCCUGAACAUUUGAGACAUAUGAUGGAGAAUAGGGAAGAGAAAGAAAAUGUGCCCAUCCUACAGACAUUUCUACAAAAGGAAGUACAGUUAAGGUUGGUGAAGUACCUGCCAGAAUUACUGGCGCUUCAGAAUGACUUGACAAAACUAUUUCAGAAUACAACAGAGGUACCGAAGCAAUCCGCUUCUGAUUUUCUUCAAACCAUCAGCUCUGAACCAGUAAGGAGUACAUUUACAUCCCGAAUCUCAUGCUUUAUCUCUGUGUGGAACCAACUUCGAACGUUCCUCAUUACUAAUGGUGAAUUUAAGAUUCCAGAAGAGUUUGGUGCUUCGGAUUUGGACAUGCAAAACUGCCAACUUGAGGUUCUGCUCCCUCGACGCCAAGGUCUUGGCUUGUGCUCUACUGCGCUAGUUAGCUACCUCAUAGCUCUUCAGAAUGACUUUGUAUAUACAGUGGAGAAGUAUACUAUUGAAUCUACUCCAUACUCAAUCAGUCCACAGGAUGUAUCCGACUUGCACGUAAUCAGAUAUGAGGUUGGAAAGGACAUAAUUCCUCUCCUCUUGUCCAACUGUCAAUAUACAAUGGAAAAAGGAAGCGAAAUUGUGAUCGAGUAUGACUUCAAGAGAAUUGAACAGCAAUUGACCAACAGAUUCUUAAAAGGAAAACCACUUAUUAGUUUAAAGGGAAUACCUACGCUGAUUUACAGACAAGACAGAAAUUAUGGAAUUAUCUUUCAUGAUAUCCAAAACAGAAUUCCUCAGGAAUCACUGCCAAUCUCUGUUAUUAAUGUCAUAAGUGGUGAACUUCAGUCAUACAGUGAAGUAUGCGAAGCAUUCACUGCUGUGGAAGUCACUUCAGGAAUUUUGGCCAUGUCAGGAGGAGACCCUGAUCUAAAACUGGAUGUUUACUUGAAGGAUGUAUUGCAAAUGGAAGCUCAGACCUCACCUCAUGUAAUGGAAACAUUGAGAAGAUGCAAGUUGAAGCACAUCCAAGCACUCUGGCAACUCCUCUCUUCAAGAAAAUCCGAAUGUUCACUUAUUUUGAAUAGGGAUCCUUUCUCAGGGAUUAAAAAUGAAUAUAAAGAGCACCUCAGUGAGGAAGUAAAGAAACAAUUACGCCCCUUCUUUGUCCAAGCAAGUGUUGAUACUUUCAUACUGGAAUUGCACGAGUUGCUGACUCUGAAAUGUAAAAACGUUCAAUCACCAGACUCUUUCAACCCAACUUGGAGUCUGAAAAUGUCGCUAGGAUCUUUUAUGGAUGUGAAGGAAGUGGACAAUCUGCCAGAACUUGAAGACAUUUUCCCAGAAACAAUUUUGAUGUCACAGAGUGUGGAAACCUGGAAAGCAGCCGUGGCUUUCAAACGGGAACAGUUACAGUUUACAAGAUAAAUCUUAAGAGCUAAAAGCUUUGUCUCUCAGUAAUGAUAGUUUAACUCUACUU
Molecule: messenger RNA, 15912 nt
Organism: Amblyraja radiata (thorny skate)
Lineage: Eukaryota; Metazoa; Chordata; Chondrichthyes; Rajiformes; Rajidae
Product: E3 ubiquitin-protein ligase rnf213-alpha-like
Exons: 66
Coding region: 162-15860 (5232 amino acids)
Biological process (GO): sprouting angiogenesis; negative regulation of non-canonical Wnt signaling pathway; ubiquitin-dependent protein catabolic process
Cellular component (GO): cytosol; nucleolus; membrane
Molecular function (GO): metal ion binding; ubiquitin-protein transferase activity; ATP hydrolysis activity
Source: RefSeq, a predicted model, not a curated record